This is a messenger RNA of Raphanus sativus (radish), 1307 nucleotides long. RefSeq lists its product as uncharacterized. Lineage: Eukaryota; Viridiplantae; Streptophyta; Magnoliopsida; Brassicales; Brassicaceae. The transcript is spliced from 4 exons. Gene Ontology annotation, cellular component: endoplasmic reticulum membrane; Golgi membrane; endoplasmic reticulum-Golgi intermediate compartment. The record is from RefSeq and is a predicted model, not a curated record. Bases 321 to 1139 code for a protein of 272 amino acids. Gene Ontology annotation, biological process: endoplasmic reticulum to Golgi vesicle-mediated transport.
AUUCACAACGACUUUUCUUACACGAUCUAAACGAGAUUCUUUACUUGUCGCAUAAUCAAAAUCAACCGUGAAAGCAAGGGCUCUAGCUUAGAUCUAUCAUCUCCUUCAAAGCUUAUUUCAGGUCUGUCUUUAUCAUUCCUUGUUCGAUUUUACUUGUGUUAAAGAGAGCGAAUCAUUUAAAUGAUUGGCUUGUUACAAAAGCAUGAAACCUCUUAGACAAGAAUCAUGUUCAAAUAAAGUUUCUUUCUUUGUCACGUAUUAGCUUUCAAAUUUAACCUCUUUUUUUUUUAUUUGCUCUGGUUUUGUGUUGAGUGUCAGAGAUGUAUAAUAACAACAACAUGGGACCACAACCUGGGAUGCCAAUGCCUCCUCAGAAAACUCCUCAGCCUAACCCAUUUGGCAAUCCCUUCUCUGGACCUGGCUCUGGCCUUAUCAGAAGCGGCUUGGGAGCUUAUGGGGAGAAAAUAUUCGGAUCCAGCUCUGAGUAUGUGCAGAGCAACAUAACUCGUUACUUCUCCGAUCCACAAUACUAUUUUCAAGUGAAUGAUCAAUACGUGAGGAACAAGUUGAAGAUUGUUCUGAUUCCUUUCCUUCAUAGGGGACAUUGGACUAGAAUCUCAGAACCAGUUGUGGGUAGACUUUCAUACAAGCCUCCUAUAUAUGAUAUUAAUGCCCCAGACUUAUACAUUCCCCUCAUGGCCUUUGGCACCUAUCUUGUUCUUGCUGGUUUCUCACUGGGACUCUACGGGAAGUUUUCUCCGGAAGCGCUGAACUGGCUUUUUGUGAAAGGAAUGGUUGGCUGGUUUCUGCAAGUCAUGCUGCUGAAGAUAACGUUGCUUUCAUUGGGUAGCAGCGAAUCGCCUCUCUUGGACAUUGUGGCAUAUGCAGGCUAUGCUUUCGCUGGUCUCUGCUUAGCUGUUCUUGGCAAGAUCAUCUGGGGUUACUCUUACUAUGUUUUGAUUCCAUGGACUUGCUUAUGCACUGGGGUUUUCUUGGUGAAGACAAUGAAGCGGGUUCUCUUUGCGGAAGCUAGGAGUUAUGACUCAAGCAGGCAUCAUUAUCUCUUGAUCUUUGUAGCUUUAGCACAGUUUCCUCUUUUGAUCUGGCUUGGUAACAUUAGUGUCAAUUGGCUCUUUUGACUGUCAUUAUUGUUUAACCUUGUUGUGAAUAAGAAGAACACAUCUGGAAGAAGAGUGUUAUCUCAAUUACAUCCCUCUUUUUAUCUUCUUUUUAAUGUCUUUUUUUUUUUGCAUGGACUACAUUUCUAACAUGAUUAAAACCAAACAAGGACAUGAACUUUGGUCUGA